AUGGUCAUGAAGCCCUCGACCGACCAAGGCCUCGUGCCAGCACCGCUCUCCAAAGCGAACCCUCCCUACCCCCUCACACCGGGCGAAGAGCGCCUGUCCGCUGUGCCCUCGGCUCCCGCGCACAAUGCCUACCCGCCCAGCUCCAGCGGUACCCCGGCCUUCAACUUCAAGACCCCCGACAUCGCUCACCCGCAGAGAGGCGACGACGACCGCCUGCUUGACGACGACUCGGACUACAGCGACGAGGACUGGGACAAGUCGGACGAUGACGACGCCUGGGAUGACCCCAGCCCUGCAGGCGUCCCGGAUGCGCUCAGGCCCGCAGGCGGGAAGGCGCCAGCGGCCACGUCCAACACCGAGGCCGCUCUCCCAGAUGCUUUGAGAGCGGGUCCGCCCGCUGGUGUGCCCAUCAAGAAGUCGUGGGAGAACCUCUCGCUCGUGCCCAUCGAGAAGUCCGGGGAGAACAUCUCGCCCGUGCCCAUCAAGAAGUCGUGGGAGAACAUCUCGCCCGUGCCCAUCAAGAAGUCGUGGGAGAACCUCUCGCUCGUGCCCAUCGAGAAGUCCGGGGAGAACAUCUCACCCGUGCCCAUCAAGAAGUCGUGGGAGGACAUCUCGCCCAUGCCCACCGGCGCCAGCGCUGUGUCGUACGGCGGCGUCAGCACCAUAUCCAACGAUGGCUCAACGAGCUCCGUGCCGCUGAAGACGAACAACCCCUACCUCAAAAUGCAAGCCACCGGCCAGAGCACCUUCGAUUCAGACAACGUCUGGGGCGACUCACACGGCCACUCCCAGCGCUUCGAGCCCGUGGAGCUGCCUGCCCACCAGACACCGGCGACGCCCACCAAUCACAUGGCCAACCUGAACAUCGGCAACGACGUCCCUCAACAGCAGAGGGAGCCCUCCGUAGACCAGCCACCUCUGAUUGCUCUCGAGGGUGCUGUCCCUCACCCAGAGCCCCCAAGGCACGAUUCCACAGAUGCCAACCCAUGGAGUACGGUCGCAGACGCUGCGCCGCUCAACGGACGGCCUGAAAGCAGCUCCCCUCAAGAGACCCACACCGCAUGGCAGGAGCCAGACAUCUGGCAGCAGCAUGAGCCCACAAGGCAGACUCAGGAAGCCCCUCGUCUCCACAGCGCAGCGCAAAGUCAGGAGUCUUAUCAGGAUCAACAAGUCCCUGCAUACCCAUCCCACCAGCCACAGCCACCUGUUCAGUCCACACCACCACAUGCAGAGCAAGACUCCGCACAUGUAGCGACCCCGCCAACCUAUACGCCUCCCUCUGCUCCUCAAUCGCUACCUCCUCCCGUUUUCAAUGCCCAGGGACAGUCGCCACCUUCACCUCUGCGAGACGAGCCACUGCCACCACUGCCACCUAGGAGGUCGCUGGAGGAGCAACCACCGCCAUUCCCUCCACGACCACUCGAGACGGGCAUCACCGGGGCUACGUCCCCCGGGCCCGAAUCGCCAAACGCCGCUAUGAACCGACAGCGGAGGGAACACUACCAGAUCAAGCACAUUCGAUGGCAUGACGUAAACAAGCCUGGCAUCCGGACCUCGCCAAUCCUUACCCAGAACCUGAAUGGACCAUGUCCUUUGCUCGCUUUGGUCAACGCACUCGUACUAUCAACUCCGUCUGGCACGGACACUGCUCUGGUCGAGACACUGCGCACACGAGAGCAAGUCAGCCUUGGCCUGCUGCUCGACGCUGUCUUCGAUGAGCUCAUGUCGGGGCGGCGCGGAGAUGCAGCACAAGAGCUUCCCGAUGUGAGCGACCUGUACAAGUUUCUCCUCGCUCUGCACACUGGUCUCAACGUCAAUCCCAUGUUCGUACCUGACUCCGAAGCUACCCAUGGUAACACGGCACUUGCCCACCGCCCCGGAGCCAAGGCUGGAGGUUUUGAGAACACACCGGACAUGAGACUGUAUCGCACAUUCGACAUUCCGCUCAUCCAUGGCUGGCUUCCAGAAGCAGGCUCUGAGGCAUAUCAGGCCUUUGAGCGCGUAGCAAAGUCGUAUGAGACGUCCCAAUACGUUCAGUUCCAGGAAGAAGAACUAGACGCGAAGCUGCAGUCUGGCGAGGCCUUAUCUGACAGCGAGCAACAAAUGUUCACAGACAUCCACGCCAUUAAGGAAUUCCUCAGUCAGUGGCCUACCCAGCUGACAGAUCACGGCUUGAAGGUCAUGAAAGACAGCUUGCAGCCUGGCCAGGUCGUGAUUCUGUUCCGCAACGACCACUUCUCGACUGUGUUCAAGGAUCCUCGAACGCAGAAUCUCGUUACACUUGUUACCGACCAAGGAUACUCAACUCAUGAUGAAAUCGUGUGGGAGUCCUUGGUUGACGUCAACGGAAUGGGCAGCGAGCUUUUCUCUGGUGAUUUCCGACCCGUUGGCAACCACGACUCCGCUCCCCAGGCAGCGUUUCAGCAGCAGGAGCAGGCUCCGGUCGAUGAUAACCGCGGUUGGACGACUGUUCCAACUCGUCGACCAACCCAACAGCAAUCUGCUCCAGCUGCGGAGCCUGCAACCCGGACCGACGAAUCAACCUCAUCGACCGGUCUUAGUAGGGCCGAGCAAGAGGACCACGAUCUUGCCCUAGCGCUGCAACUCCAAGAGGAGGAAGAGGAUCGUGAAAGACGCGGAGCCGAACAACGUGUGCGAGACAACGAAGCCUCCGAGAAUGCGAUAGCAGCGCAAGCACGCGAGCGCCCCGCUAACCGUAGAGCCUCUCGUCCCGGAGAGCAGCCACCGAUUGUUCCGCCGCGCCGCAGCAACAUCACAGGCUAUAGGCCAAACGAAGGCCCAGCGCCGCCACCAACCUACGAAGAGGCUUCAACAGUCCCGCAAUACAACCCUCCGCCAGGCCACCCGGCAAGUUCAAGCGCACCACUGCCGGGCCAAGGCAGUGCCUAUCACGGCAACAGCGGCAGCGUGGCCCCGGGAACCGGGCCCUCAGGCAGACGUUUUUCUGGCCGACAACCUUCGACUUCUAACAUUGGACGACCCGGAAGGCGGCAGAGUGCCGGAGUGGCUGGGCCAAAUGGCGAAGAACGAGAGAAGUGCGUUGUCAUGUAG
Molecule: messenger RNA, 3072 nt
Organism: Ascochyta rabiei
Lineage: Eukaryota; Fungi; Ascomycota; Dothideomycetes; Pleosporales; Didymellaceae
Exons: 1
Coding region: 1-3072 (1023 amino acids)
Biological process (GO): protein K48-linked deubiquitination
Cellular component (GO): cell periphery; cytosol
Molecular function (GO): cysteine-type carboxypeptidase activity; cysteine-type deubiquitinase activity; K48-linked deubiquitinase activity
Source: RefSeq, a predicted model, not a curated record